Molecule: messenger RNA, 3250 nt
Organism: Manihot esculenta (cassava)
Lineage: Eukaryota; Viridiplantae; Streptophyta; Magnoliopsida; Malpighiales; Euphorbiaceae
Product: E3 ubiquitin-protein ligase arkadia-C
Exons: 5
Coding region: 1616-2923 (435 amino acids)
Source: RefSeq, a predicted model, not a curated record
AGGGAUAGAUCUAGAUUUCUUUCUUUUCUACUAUUUCCCUUUUUUUUUUUUUUAAUUUUAGGUGGUGAUGGUUGUUAAGCAGUAUUUAGUUGAUGAGAAAAACGGCAUGGAGUAUACCAAAUUGCUUUUCUUUUCUUUCAAUUUUACUUUUUCCAGAGAUUGUCUAUUUUAGGGUUACAUGGGUUGUUGCGAUCUGUUAUUGGGUAUUUGGGCUGGUGAGAAAAUGUAGGGAAGGAAAUGUAAAUUAAAGAUUUUAAAAUUCCGUUUUAUUUUCUUUUGGUUCAUUCUCCAGAGAUCAGAGGAAAAUUAACCUAAUUAGAUUGGGCUUUUUUUUAAUGGGUCCAGUUUCUAUAUCUUUUUGGAUAAUUAAGAAGUACAAAUGGGAUAAUUAGUAUCAAAUUACGGUGCUUCUAUAUUGAGCUGGUGGCCUUUUGCAUUUCUAUUUUAAGUAAACCUGUGGAUUUGCGAGGAUAUAUAGCUAAUGUUUAGGGAUAUGAAUUACUUACAAAAUAUGGGUGUUUUACUCUUGAAAAUUUGAUAUUAUGGGAUAUCUUAUUUUGAUUUGAGCUAGUUUGUGCUAGUCUCUUUUACCAUUAAUGUAAUAUUCUUCCCCUAUACUCGUUAAUACGAGUGAGAUGAAGUUUAUUCUUGGAAAGCCAAAAUAAUACUAUCUUAACCAUGCGGAUUAAGUUUCUAUUCUCUCUCUCUCUCUCCGGCUUUUCAUUUUCUCCACUCACGCAUCUGGAAAAGAUGUGAAGAAACCACUACCACUAAAUACUCAUUCAUGAUAGAAGUGAAGUGAUGCAGAAGUGGUUUGCCUUUUUUUCGUUGUCAUGUAGGAGCAUCACUAUGCAUCUUGGAGAUGGAGUACCUUUACCUUGUGAGAUCAAUUAUUUAUAUGCUGCAUAUAACUUAUUUGACUCUAGAUAUGCAAUCAUUAUCACUGUAUAAUGGUGCUAGAGAUUCUGUAAAGACUUCUCAGCAGUCAUCACAGGGAUUUUGCACAUCCUUAUAUUCUCUUAUAGCCGCUUUAGUGCUAUUUCCAUGCCAUGCUAAAUGAAGUGGCUUUAAGGCUUGUAAUUCAGUCAAUGUAUAACCUUCUCUCUAAACAUCUCAAUAAGUUAUUUGUUGUGCAUCUCAAUGAUGCGAGUCAAAGUCCUACUAAACAGAAGAUGAUGAAAACAAGAUUAGCGUUUUUUAAGGGAUGUGAAUGUUACUGCAUGUUAGAGAAAUGGAAGUCUAGGUUGUUCUGAGAGAUGAAAUUGGUGAAUUGCAAGUUUUCCCAUUUCAGGAGGUUUUCCUCCCCUUUUAUUAGAGCUCUUUAUCUAAUGGUGGUUUUUGUUGGUUUCUUAACUCUGCACUUAGAUUCAGUGGCCUUGAUUGCAGCUCAGAUCCUCUCUGCUUGGCCAAAUUGAAUGCGUUUAAUCUUUCCCAGAUGUUUUUAAUCAAAUUAGGUUUCUUUAAUUGGUUUUGUUAUUCUUGUCACUGGAAUCUGGGAGUCAUGCACCUUCAUUGCUCUGAUCUGGCAUCUAAAGCCUGAAGGCAUGUAUCCACCCUGGGCCUGUGCUUGGAGAUAAUUGGUAGCUAUACAAGGGAUCCUAAUGCAUGAGGCUCUAUGCCAUGUAAGGAUCAUGAUAUAGUAGCAAGUUUCAAUGUGGAGAAGUCAUCUCCCUUUCUGGAAGACAAUAUCUUGCAGCUUGAGGAUGACAUUUUUGAUGAAAUAAGCUUUCCUAGCAUCAAGGUGGUCAUCUUGUCUCUAGAACCUUCAGCGGGACCAAACACAACAAAGGUUGUGUUUGGAGUUGAUGCUGAUGCAAAGUAUUCAAAAUUAUCAUCAACUACUGAAAGUCUAAUCAGGGCCUCUUUUGAGUUUUUGGUUGUAAAUCAAUCAUUCCACUUGACUAAACCCUUAUUUGGUGAUCCAUUCUCUUUUGAGGUGCUAAAAUUCCCUGGAGGAAUCACUAUAAUUCCACCACAGAGUGCUUUUCUUCUGCAGAAAGCACAAAUACGAUUCAACUUCACUUUGAACUUUUCUAUUUAUCAAAUACAAGUAAAUUUUGCUGAACUAACAAGUCAGCUGAAGUCAGGCCUACAUCUAGCGCCUUAUGAGAACUUGUACAUAAGUUUAUCAAACUCCAAAGGUUCAACGGUGGCUCCUCCUACUACUGUUCAGUCAUCCGUUGUGCUGGCCAUUGGGAAUACUCCCUCAAUGCGAAGGUUAAAGCAACUAGCUCAAACUAUAGCAGGUCAUUCGAGGAACCUUGGCCUGAAUAACACUGUUUUUGGUAAAGUUAAGCAAGUGCGUCUUUCAUCUAUCUUGCAACAUUCACUUCAUGGUGGCGAAGGCAGUCCCUCACCUUCUCCUGCUCCCCUCCCUCAUCCUCAGUACCAUCACCACCACCACCAUCACCAUCAUCACCACCACCAUAACACAUAUAUGGCUCCUUCAAUCUCACCUGCACCUGCCACUCAGAAUGGUGCCCCUGCACCCCUUGAACAUUUGCCUGGCUCGCCGAAAAAUUCACCCGCUCCUCAUUAUAGUAAAGCAAAGCCUCCUGGUUGCCAACUUGGGGGUAAUAGAAGGUAUCCUGGGAGUGGCAGAAAGCGAUCUCAUUUAACCCCUACGGUUCCGCCAAAUAUUUCUCCUUACAUUUCUCCUGCUUCAGCAGAACCUCACAUCAGUCGCCCUGCAUUAUCACCAACACCGCCACCAAUCUCCCGAACAAUUCCUGCAUCUAGUCCAUUGCCAAAUGUUGUUUUUGCUCAUGUUCAGCCACCAAAGGCAAAAUCAGGAGAAGCACAUUCUGACACGUUGCCACCUGUUUCACCGUUACCAUCACAAUCACCACUGUCAUCUUCUGCAGGUUUUGCUGCUGUUGGAUGGGCACUUUCACUAUCUGUAGCUGUUGUACUACAUUUAUAACAAAGAAAAGAAGAAACAAUCUAUUUCGUAGUUAAAAUACUCCUCUGGGAUUCAAGGAUCGCAACCGAAUCAUUCGAAUCAACUGAAACAGAUAAAGUAGAGGAGUUUUUGUAACCGAGAGCAACGCAGAAGGCGUGCCUCACAUCUGAGUGGAUAUAUGUUGUUUUGUGCUUGUAAAUAUUUGAUUAGAAGUUCAGCUAGCAUUGCAUUUUCUGGUCAAAGUCACAGAGGUGACGGGCCCUUGAUUGCAUUGCUACUGUUGUGUAUUCCCUGCUGCAGAAAUGUAAGGAGGAAAAAAAAGAAGAAAAAAAAGGAUAAUUCGUACCA